ACUGUAGACAUCCCUGACUUUAUCAACUAAACACAACAAUGAUGUCUGAGCUUAGGGAAGCUAACACCUGUUAGUGGUCCUGACAAGCCUCUUCUUUGAGAAGAGUAAAACUGCAUUUAGUGAAGGAUGACGGAGGGUCACAGGUAGUCGAAUAAUCAGCUAUUGUCUGAUAAUGGCUAAAAACAUGGUCUACUGAUCCAUCAGAAGAAGCCCGGAGAGUGUCCACUGUGAGAUGGCUCACACUUGUGCAGGUGCUAUGUUUGCGGGGGAUGCAACUUUGGAGGAGAGCACUUGUCCCCUCUGCCGCCUUCCUUACAGGUGGCAGGUGUUAGAAGGCGACGGUGUGACCUGGAAGGACCUGCCUGACAUGGAGGACAUCGAGAAGGCUUACUGUGACCCGGGGCGCGAAUCAAGCUGCAUGGAUCAACUGACACACACCUUAGACAGUUUGAGAUAUUUGUCGAUUCAAAGCUCUGCGUCCAUUAAAGAUCAGGCAGUUGACUUCCUGACGAUGACAUGUGGAGGCUCUCCUGUUCGUCGCCUGUCCACUGCCUCCUCCGUCUCAAAGCCUCCUCACUUCAUUCUGACAACCCAGUGGCUGUGGUACUGGAAGGAUGACAUUGGGGAGUGGCUGGAGUACGGACAGGCCGGUGCUGACACACCAGUCACCUCAGAAUCUCUGGAGAGCGUCUACCAAGCAGACAUAGAUACAGAUGUUGAAUUUAAUGCAGGCGAUCAGAGGUACACUCUUUACUUUAGAGGUGAACCACAAACCAUGCAGAUGUAUCAGCAAAAUGUAAAAUACAAAACCAAGAGAGAGGUCAGACGGAGGCCUCGAUUUGUGUCUGCUCAGGAGGUGGAGGAGCUCUCAGAUUGUCGAUACAAGACCAUACCACUCUCCAAGUCUGAGGAAUAUAACAUGAUUGAAAUGAGUUUUAAGAAAACCAUGUCUGGGAGCAAAAUUCACAGCAUCAAGAGGAUCCAGAACCCUUCUCUGUGGAGAGUCUUUCAAUGGCAAAAAGACCAGAUGAAAAAGAGGAACGGAGGGAAAGUUGUGAAUGAGCAGAACUUGUUCCACGGGACAGAUGAGUCCCUGAUCGAGGCGAUCUGUGAUCAGAACUUUGACUGGAGGGUGUGUGGUGCCCAUGGGACGUCCUACGGCAAAGGUAGCUACUUUGCCAAAGAUGCGUCCUAUUCAGACACAUACGUCAAAGUCAACAGACACAAGAAGAAGACCAUGUUCGUUGCUCUAGUCCUGGUCGGGGAGUACACGAGGGGAAGCAGCAGCUACGUACGACCUCCACCUAAAAGAGAUGGCAAAACCCUCUAUGACAGCUGCGUAGAUCGUGAGAGAAACCCGAGCAUCUAUGUCAUCUUUGAAAAGCACCAGAUUUAUCCAGGGUAUCUUAUUGAAUACUCAUAAAGUACCAGUGCUAUUCUUUCCUUCUCUGAAGUCCUUGGUCAAGGGGAAACUCUUUUAUGGGUUGCUCUUAAUUUGAUACAUGAUGAUGGAUCAAUCAUUUAGGGUCUUUACUUUUGAUGGCGCUGUGGACAACUGAGCACAUCUCAAAGCCGGCGACAGCCUAUAGGGCCAAGGAGUCCCGCCCACCCAAACAAAAUGUGAGGGGGGGAAAUGAAUAUCAGUUUAAAUCAAUGCUGCCAAUUCAGAAGUAGACUGGCACAAUGCUGAUACUGAUUCAAACUUGUGAUCGGGUGGUCAGCAUGCAACAUCACGGAGAGGCCUGCACCUUUUUGUUGGUCGAGUUUGAUGAACAAAUUCAACGCUCUGAUUCAGACUUCGGUUGAAAGAGCACACUAGUGGUAUAGUACUUGAAAUCGGUCAUUCAUAAUUGGAUUUUUAUCCCCCGUUUACAGCAGCAACCUUCCUGGUGUUACGAUCUAAAUGAGGGACACGCCCCCUGCACACAAGAUGAUGUUUAUGGUCUUGGCCUGGACUUAGUCUCGAUCUCUUUAUGUCUUGUUUCGGAGCACUCUGGUCUCAGGUAGGUCUUGGUCUCAGUUAGUGUGGUCCUGAAUUCAACACUAGUUGGCGCCCAAGACCAGAAACAUGUCACCAAUCAGUGACUGUAUAUAUAUACUGUAUGUAUAUUGCAGAUCAAUAACUACUUCAUGCUUACUUUCAAAAUUGUGUGUAAAUGUAUGAAUCACCUUUAUUGAAAACAAAUAAAAAAAACAUUGUAUUCAGUGAA
Labrus bergylta (ballan wrasse) is the source of this 2210-nucleotide messenger RNA. The record is from RefSeq and is a predicted model, not a curated record. Lineage: Eukaryota; Metazoa; Chordata; Actinopteri; Labriformes; Labridae.